Messenger RNA from Dermatophagoides farinae (American house dust mite), 5541 nucleotides. NCBI's taxonomy places the organism in Eukaryota, Metazoa, Arthropoda, Arachnida, Sarcoptiformes, Pyroglyphidae. The record is from RefSeq and is a predicted model, not a curated record.
AUGCCAGAAGAAUCUGAAUAUUCAAAUGAAUGUAAUGAAAUGGAAAUUAAAACACCACCAGAAACAAUGAUCAAAAUUUCAACAAAACAUGAUUGUCCACUACCAUGGUCAGUUGAAAUUAAGAAUAAACAAUAUCAACCUGUGAAGCCACUACCACUAUCAUCAUCAUCAUCAUUGUUGAAUGAAAAUCGACGGACAUUUAUUCAGGAUCUAUUAUAUGAACAACAAAAGAAGCCACAAAAUGGUAGUAGUGGCCAUCAUCAAAAUUUUUUUGUUCAAAAUAAUAAUUCAAAGUUAUCAAAUGCAUUGGACCAUUACAAUAAAGACAACGAUAACAACAUUGAUCAACAACACAAUGAAUCUGGCCAUCCCAAAGAAAAUGGUUGUAAUAGUUGUCAACAAACAUUUGAUCGCUAUCAAUCAAUACGAUUGCCCACCGUUUUACAUUCAACAAAGAUUAUUUUGUGUGAUAAAUAUAGUAAACAUUUUAUAACCAUUCCUUGUAUAUUAACGACAACUAUUGAAAACGAUAACUAUCUGGAAAAAAUGGUAGAUGAAAAAUCCGUUACACGUGUAUUGAAUGGUAAUAAUAUUACCAAUGGUGGUGGUGGUGGACAUUAUCAUCGUAAUGGAACCAAUAUAAAUAGUAAUGGUAAAAUUACCUUUCAACGAUCACAUUAUACAAAUGGUGGUAUGUCAUCAUCAUAUUAUUAUUCUUCAAAUGAUUCGAAUACAAAUAGCAGUAGUAGUAGUAGUGGACAAAGUAUCGAUUGGUCAUUAGAUACAGAUGGUGAUAGUAGUAAUAGUAGUAGUGGUGAUUAUGAAUAUGGACCAGGAAUUGUACAUCGUUUACGUCAUAAAUUUAUGACAUUAUCAAAUCAAAAACAACAGCAACAAAAACCGAAUCGAUUGCAGAAAAAAUGUCUUUCAAGUAUUAAUGUAUCGACAUUAAUAAAACGUUGUUCAAGUUUAGAAGAGUUAACAUUUGAACAAUUUAAACAACAAAUACAAAAACAACAACAACAACAACAAUCAAUGAUUAAAACAACGGACAAUAAACAACAACCACAAAAACAACUAGAGUCAAUAACCGCCGUGAAUAAACGUUUAAUUAAUAAUAAUAAUAAUAAUAAUCAUCAUCAAAUGGUGAAUGGUACGAAGAAAAAGCUAUUAUUUAUUCAACAACAACAGCAGCAGCAACAACAACAACAGGUGUCGACGACCAAUGGACAUUAUCAUCAGAAACCACAACAAUCAAAUAAUUAUAAAAAGAAUGAUACACAACCUCCACCACUGCCAGCACCGAUAGUGAAUAAAUCGUAUUCAACAACAAAUUUAAAUCAUCGAACAACAACAACAACAACAAAAUCAUUAUAUCCGAAAAAUAUUGUACAGAAAUUUGUUGAAAAUGUUCAACAAAAACAGUUGAAAAAACCACCACCACCGCCACCACCACAACGAAUCAAUUCAUCAUUAUCAACGGUAACGACGACAAAAACAAUGAUGAAUAGUGGACGAUUGUGCAAUAAUAAUAAUAAUAGCAAUUCUAGCAAUACGAAUCAUUGUCAAUCAUCAUCAUCGUCAUUAAUGUCCAAUAAUGCAACUACUUUAUCAUCAAAUAUUGCAACAACGACAACAAUAAUAUCACCUGCGGCCAUUUCAUCAUCAAUGAAUUGUCAGCAACAGCAACAACAACAGCAGAAUGAAACAGGUAGCCGACAACACCCUCAACAUUACCUUCAUACAACAACAAUGAAACAGCAUCAUUUUAUAGGAAAAAAUGAAAUUCCAAAUGGUGUUAGUGUGAAUAAUGAUAAUAAUAGUGCUACUUCUGUUACUACAAUAUCAUCAUCAUAUUCAGGCAAUGGAUACAUGAAUGGAACAACACCAACACCAACACCAACAACAACGACGACGACGACCACUUCAUUGGCGAGCAAUAAUAUUAAAUCAUUACAAACAUCGACAAAUAGCACCACAUUAUCAUCGUCAACAUCAUCAACAACGACAGCGACUUCAAAUAUUUUAUUAUUAAGUACACCACAGCCAUAUAUUAAACGAGCAAAAAGUGCUGAAACAUUAUCAUCAACAACAUUGAAUAAAUCAACCAAAAAUGAUGAUGACGAUGAUGUUGAUGAUGAUGAUCAAGAAUUAUUGAAUGAAAGUGAUUAUUCUAAAUCUUCAACAUUGCCAUCAUUAACAUUGAAAGAGGAUACGUCGAUAUCAUCAUCAUCAUCAUCACUGACAAUCAUUGAUCAUCCACAACAUCAUGAACAACAAGAUAAUUUCAAUCUGAAUCGGGCAAAAAGCGACAAUGAUGAUAAUGAUAAUCAACUAGUAAAACAACAAAAUAAAAAAGCUGAUGUCGAUGACGAUGACGAUGAUGACGACGACGACUUCGACAACGAUAAUAUUCAGCAACGGCAAAUAUUCAUUGAUGAUCAUGAUGAAAAACAAAUUACAACGAAUGUAGUAAAAGAUUUGGCAAUGAUUUCAUCGACAUCAUUAACAGCAGCCAUAUACAAUAAUAAUACUUGUUCUGUUUUAGCGUCAACAACUAGUUCGACUUUAAAUUUGAAUCCAGUUGUUGAUCAUAAUACUACUGCUUUACAAACAACAACAAAUUGUAGCGCUGAUCAUGAUGAUGAUGAUGAUGAUGUUAACAAACUAGUUCUUGAAGAAACUCAAACUCGACAACUUGAACAGCGACAACAACAACAACAACAAAAACAAUCAAAUAUAUCAAAUAUUGUCGAUAAUAACAAUGAUGAUGAUUGUUUACACAACAUUCAACAAAAACAACAUGUUACAAAUCCAAUUGUUGAAAAUCAUUCUGAUUUAUUGGAUAAAUGUCUGAUAACAUCAACGAUAAUCAACAAUAGUGAACAAGAAAAUAGUGAUAUUCUUGAAAAACAAAACAUACGUAUCAGAUCACCAGAACAAUCGAAAAUGGCAACAAUGAUUUCAGCAAAAACAAAGACAAUGACAACACGAUCAUCAUCAUCAUCAUCAUCAAAUGAAUUACCGAAACCGGAUACAGUAAAAACAGUUAAACGUAUAUUUGAACAUCAUAAUAAUAAUAAUAAUAAUGCUAAUCAUCAUCAUAAGUCAACAUCUAGUCUUUCAACAACAUCCGAAACAAUUAGUGAUUCUAAUCAACGAAUUAUAAAUCCAUCAAAAUCAUUAUCAUCAUCAUCAUCAUCGUCAUCAUUGAUGAAUGUACGAAAGCCAAUUAUUUUGAAUAAAUCAUCAUCUAAUAGUGUAGCCACAACAACAACAACAUCAUCACGAUCAAUUGCAAAAACAGUGACCAAAACGAAUGCCGUGACCAAACCAGCAAUAGCAACUAGACAAAAUCUUUCACAAACAUCGAAUAUUAUUGCCAAACAACGUUUACAGCAGCAACAACAACAACAACAACAACAACGUGAAUCAACAGAAUUAACAUUGAAUCGAAAUGUAAAUGGAACGAUAAUCAAUCGAUCGAAUGGUGGUGGUGGUGGUUUUGGUACCAACAACAAUGUUGUUGGAUCGAAUCGUGUAUCGACAAAUAAAAGUUUGACUACUACUACUAGUAGUAGUAGUAGUAGUAAAAAUUAUCAAGCACCUAGACCACCAUCAUCAGUAACAAAUGAUCUACAAAAAUCAAAUGGAAAAAAAUCCAAUACACCGAAACUUGUAUCUACAACUCCAACAACAGAGACAAAAACGUUAUUAUGUGAUUUAAACAAUUCAACAGCAACAAGUGAUUUAUUGUAUAAUAAUGAUAGCCAAACGAAAAAAGACAACAACAAUAGUAUGGUCAUUGAUAUAUCCGGUCUUGAAGACAAUGACGACAAUAACAACAAUAAUAAUAAUAAUGAUGAUGAUGAUGAAAACAAAAAGAUUGACAACAUUAAUGAUAAUGUCGUCAUGGCCAUUCAAAAUGAUUAUAAUCAAAAAUAUGACGAACAACAACAACAAGAAAAUAACGACAAAUCAUUUCCUGUAAAUGGUCAACAUUAUGAUGAAAAUGAUUCAGUUGAAAAUAAUAAUGAAAAAAUUGACAAUAAUAAUGUUGUUGAUUCAUUGGUUACAAAAAACGAUUCCCCAAUGAAUCCAAAAAUACAGACAAAUUCAAAAAAACCUGUGGCCAAUAUUCGCCCGUUUAAUUCUACAACAAUUGUGAAAAAUGUACAAUCAAAAGAAUCGGAAGCUAGUAAUAGUGAUGAUGACCGAAAAGAAUUAUCAUCGAUCUCUUCAAAUAAUAAAAUCAAUAGUCAUGAAUCACCAUCAUUGGUUGAUGAACCGAUAAAAACAUUGAAACCGAGCUUGUUACAACAACAUAGAAAUUCAUUGACAAAUGGCCAUAAUGAUAUUGUGAGUUUGUCAUCAUCAUCACCAUUAACAACAAAAAGUACACUGUGGUCAACAACAAAUCUAAAAUCCUCAUCAUCAACGAUUGCUACAAAUUCUACAAUUAAAUCAUCAACCAUACAGAAUGGUUGUUCAUCGAUGGUAUUUGAUUUUCGUACAACAAAAAAUGUAAAGCCAAAUAUUGCCAUACAGCCAACACCAUUCGGUGCUAAACCGAUACCGAAACGUAUUAUAAAAGAAUUGGUAAAUGGUAAUGGUAAUCGUAAUCAUAAUCAUCUGUCCACUUCAAUCAACAAUGAUGAUGAUGAUGAUACGGAUGAUGAAGAUGAUAGUAAUUAUUCAGGAAUGACUGAAAUUCCACCACCAUGUGGUAUUAAUUUUAUUGGUGAAAAUAUAAUCAUCAGUAAUGGAUCAUUGAUGGUGAAACGUAAUAAAAAUCUUUCUGUACGUUUUGAUCAUUCACGACCGCCCAUAUUCGAAUAUCCAAUGGCCGAUGAUGAUGAUGAUGAUACAGAUGAUGAUGAUGGUGAUGAACUGGAUAAAACAAAUGUUGAACCGAUAAAAAAAUCAAAUUUAGUUUCCAAUUUGGUCAAUACAUUGACUAAAUCCGAUUCAGUAGCAUCACAAUCGAUCAAUGGUGCAAACACUGUUAAUGGUGUAUUGAAAAAAUCAUUUCCAACUGGCAACAGUAAUCUUGCAUCAUAUAAACCAUCAAAAAUGUCCGGAGAAUCUACAUUCGAAUUGGGUGUAACGAAAACUGCCCAAAAUCAUUCCAAUCAAAGCCAACAACAACAACAACAAUAUAUUGAUGAUAAUGAUAAUGAUCACUGUGAUAGUAUGAGUGAUUUUGAUAGCUUAAGGCCAAUACCAAUCAAACCGGCAAGCAUUGAAGAUACGGUACCAUUUUCAAGAUCAGCAACCGCUUCUGAUUUACUGUUUUAAUAGAACCACACACAUCAACAAAACAAAACAAUUUCAUUGAUUUUAUUUAUUUCGAUGUAAUUUUUUUUAUCUGAAAAAAAUAGGCCUUUCCAUAUAACCAUUCCACAUUUAUUGUUGUUGAUCAUUGUUUUUUUUCAUUUCAUUUUUGCUUUUAUUGCAAUUUUAUUUGUCAUUUAAAAUUCCAAUUCUUUAUUGAUACAAUCGUGUAUUAAUCGAUUAAAUUUUGUAUCAUAUUGGAUCCAA